ACCAACCCUGUGAUUAGUUCUGCCCAAUACCUAGAAUGUGAAAGGAAAUCAAAAACCAAUUAAUAGCUGAUUGAGGAGAGAGAGUUAGAGAACUGGGUUUCAGUUUUAAGAGCGAAACCCAAACCCACCAAAACCCAUUUUCAUAAUUCUCCAAAUUAAAAAGAAGGCUAAAAUCCUUUCUCUGACUGAGGUUUUUUUUAGAGAAAAAGGAUUGCUCUCUGUGCCUCUGAGUUUUAAAGAAAAACGACUCCGUUACAUCCAACCUCUUCACAAAGGGAGCAGUCCUAAUUGAACUGAGGAAAAGAGCGUGAAAGAGAUCAGGGAUCAGAGCUCCCCUCUCCACUGCAAGCCUUAGCUUUUCAAAAUUAAAGGGUCGGCCUGAUUUUGCUGUGGAUUCCAAAAUCAUACUUGGGUAUUGAGCAUUUACAUUGUGCUUUGGGUGCUGCUCAAGCUUUUAGAGGCUUUUUUCUGAGUUGGUUGAUGGUGAAGAAUGUCGAGAAUCAGAGACAGGACUGAGGAUCUGAAGGAUGCUGUGCGACAGACUGCUCUUUCUUUAGGAUAUAAUGAGUCGAAAUUGGCAGCUGUUUUGGCAUCUUUCAUUAUUCAUAAACCUCGGCAAAGGUCAGCUUUCACCAAAGCUGCACUGAAGACGCUCGAAAGCAUCGAAACUUUGGAGCAGUUUAUGUUGAAACAUCGAAAGGAUUAUGUGGAUCUUCAUCGCACCACUGAACAGGAGAGAGAUAGCAUUGAACAUGAAGUUAGUACUUUCAUUAAAGCAUGCCAAGAACAAAUUGAUAUUUUAAAAAACAGCAUAAACAAUGAAGAAGCAAACUCCAAGGGGUGGCUUGGUGUAAAGGCAGAUGCUACUAAUGCCGAUACUAUAGCACACAAACAUGGCGUGGUUUUGAUUUUAAGUGAGAGACUUCAUUCGGUCACAACACAAUUUGAUCAGCUAAGAGCCAUACGCUUCCAAGAUGCCAUUAAUAAAGCAAUGCCUAGAAGAAAACUUCAGCGCAAGGCCAAUUCCAAUUCUGUAGAUACCUCUAAAUCAAGUACAUCAGAGCUCAAGGAGCCUGAUGAAUUUCAACCUGAUCGUCUAAGAGUCCAACAGCAGCUUUUGGAUGAUGAAACACGUGCCCUUCAGGUAGAGUUGACUAGUCUUUUGGAUGCAGUUCAAGAAACUGAAACUAAGAUGGUGGAAAUGUCAGCAUUGAAUCACCUCAUGUCCACCCAUGUUCUGCAACAAGCCCAACAGAUAGAAGUUCUGUAUGAUCAGGCAGUUGAAGCUACAAAGAAUGUGGAGCUUGGUAACAAAGAAUUGAACCAAGCUAUCCAGCGUAAUAGCAGCAGCAGGACCUUUCUUAUGCUUUUCCUUUUUGUAUUGACCUUCUCUAUCCUCUUUCUUGAUUGGUAUAGUUAAAUUGGAUAAAUAUAUCUUUACUUCUUGUUUCUUUGAUAUAGUGACAAAAAAAAAGGAACAAAAAAAUUCCAAAAUAUUUGUAACAGAAUAUCAUACUUUCUGUAUUAAUUUUAAAAGGAUGGAGCUAGUCACUCUAUUUUAUUGGGAUCA
Messenger RNA from Quercus lobata, 1570 nucleotides. RefSeq names its product syntaxin of plants 81 (gene SYP81). Gene Ontology annotation, biological process: retrograde vesicle-mediated transport, Golgi to endoplasmic reticulum. The record is from RefSeq and is a predicted model, not a curated record. Gene Ontology annotation, cellular component: SNARE complex; endoplasmic reticulum; membrane. NCBI's taxonomy places the organism in Eukaryota, Viridiplantae, Streptophyta, Magnoliopsida, Fagales, Fagaceae. The transcript has 9 exons. The coding region runs from base 491 to 1420 and encodes 309 amino acids.